Messenger RNA from Cokeromyces recurvatus, 421 nucleotides. RefSeq lists its product as uncharacterized. The coding region runs from base 49 to 255 and encodes 68 amino acids. The transcript has a single exon. Lineage: Eukaryota; Fungi; Mucoromycota; Mucoromycetes; Mucorales; Mucoraceae. The record is from RefSeq and is a predicted model, not a curated record.
UUUUUUUUGUCUAAUCAUUUAUUGAUUUACUUAUAUUUUUCGGUGAAAAUGUUUAAACACACAACUCAAGCUAAUCCAACUUUGAUCAAUUGUCAAACAAAACAAAAAGAAAUAGCUCAUCAGCAAAUGCAAAAAACACAUUGUCAUGACACUAACAAACGUCAUCAGAAGCAUGAACAAAUAGAAAUUACUAAACAAGAUAAAGAAAACAACGAAAGGCUACUAACAGAGAAAAAUGCAUUAAAAUAUCGAUAAUCCUCGUUAGAAUACUAUUUGUUUUAUUUAGAUGCCUCCUUCAAACAAAGAUGAUCUAAAACAAGAAGCAGGCAAAUUUUAAACAAAAACUACGAUGCUUACUAAAAAAAAAAUAAAAAUAAAAAAAUAAAAAAUCUCCGGAAGAAACCUUUAUGCUUUUUUUAUA